Messenger RNA from Tetrahymena thermophila SB210, 1956 nucleotides. RefSeq lists its product as hypothetical. Lineage: Eukaryota; Ciliophora; Oligohymenophorea; Hymenostomatida; Tetrahymenidae. The record is from RefSeq and is a predicted model, not a curated record. The transcript is spliced from 2 exons.
AUGGGCGAUCAUUAUUAUUAAGUUUAUGGCUUAAAUACUGAGAGCGGUAUAGUUGAAGAAGAUGACGAUCAUAAUAUUUUUUUAGAAAACGAAGAUGAAUAGCAUAGUCAUUAAAAACAUAAUGUAGUUGUAGAAAAUUAAAUUAAUACUCAAAGCAAUUAAAAAACAGUGAAGUCAAACACCUAAAAAAAAUCUUCAAAUACUGGAAGCUACAACACAAAUUAAUUAUAAAAAUAAAUAAUAAAUGAUAAAGUAGAUUUUGAUUAGCUUAAAUUAGAUGAGCAAUUAUUUUAUCAUGUUAUGGAUGAUGAUAAUUUUGAUUAUGCAAAAGACUAUUUUGAAAAGAAUUAGGAUCAAUUUGAAGUCAAUAAUAUAUUUUACUCUAUUGUUUUAUAUCUAUUAGAGAAGAUUUAGCAAAUAAAAGAGCUGAAAGAGUAAAAAAAGAAAUACAAUUAAACGGAAUACAUUUAAGAAUUAAAUGAAAUAUAUCAAAAUAUAAACAAAUAUAUCAACUUUAUUCAACAAAACUUAAAUGAUGAUAGCAUCAAAGUAGAAAAUAUCUCUAAAGAUUUGGUGAUAUCUUUAUUAUAAAGCGCAGAAUAUUAUGUUGAUUAGGCUCUUAUGUUUCUUGAUAAAUAAUCUAAACUGAGAGAUUUAUUGGUUAUUCUCCUUUUCUAGUGUCAUAGUGAAUAAUCAAUAAUAGACAAAGAAUUUAAUAAUAGAAUAUAAAUAUUUGAUAGCAAAAAGUAACAUGAUUUAGAAUAUCUUCAGUUUUGCUUAGAAUAUUUAAAGUCUCUUAAGAGAAUUGGAAAUGUAGAAUUAGUCAGAAAAAAUCUAUAUUUGCUAGGCAGCCCAUAGAUACAAGAAUAUCAUAAAAAGUUCUAUGAAGAAAAUCUAUUUUAGCUCUACGAUUUAGUUAUAUUUACUAACAGAUUACCAUAUGUUUUGAAGUUAAUGGAGCACGGUAAAAAUUUCGAUUCCAGAUAAUUUAUUGAUAUUUAGAAGUUUGAAAAUGACCCCAGAGAUUUUAUUAUCGAGCUGAAUGUGUGCUUACUUUAAAAAAUAAGAGACCUAGGUUAUUAAGGUCCAUAUUUAACUAUUUUCUUCACCCUGAUUGUCGGAUAAGAUUAUGAGAGUCUAUAGGAAUAGGUUAAAAAAAAUUUCUCAACAGACAUCAUCACUAAAAUAGAAAAGAAAGAGAAAAAGGCAAAUAAACAAAUUUACUUGUUUACUGAGAAGGAAUACUAAAUACUAAAACCAUUUACAGUUAAAUAUUUUAAAGAUAUUAAGGCUCUCAGCUAAGAGUAUCUUCCCAUACCAAGCGAAAUACCCUACUUAGAAUAAUAAGAUAAAUCAAAUUAUUUUGAUUUUCUAAUGACCUUGAAGCGUUGUGGCUAAUAUGAAAAUGUAGUACAUCUUAUAGAUUAUGGUCCGAUUUUAAGAGAUAUUGAUUUUGUUGACUAAGAUUAUUUGACAUUAUUCAAGUUCUUAACCCUUUAGUAAAAUAACGAACCAAUAUAUACUUCUUCAGAUUCAUUAUAAAAUACUUAUAAAGCAUAUUCAUAAAUUUAAGAAAAACUACCAAUAAUUUUGAAGUCACUUUCUAGCAAUAAAAACUAUAAACUAGAUAUAGAAUUCACAUCUAAACAUAGUUAUAAAAGAAUAUUUAAAAAUCUCUUCAUCUUCUACAAUAGAGCUAUGUGUCUUGUAUACUUAAAGUUUUAUUAAGAAUCUUACGAAACCCUUCUAAUCAUUAUUGCAGUUAUUAUUAAAUUAGAAGGCUCUUAUUCUUAUAAUCUACUCCCAUCUCUUUCUCUGCUCAGUGAAGUGUCAUCAUAUCUUUAAUAAAAAACCCUUUCACAUUAAUGUCUCAUAUAUAAAUAAAUUAUCCUCAAUGACAUCUCUUAAUCUGAUAGUGAUAUAUAAAUAUCAGAUAUUGAUUAAUUGAUUGAUUGA